UGCGUUCUUGUAUGUGCGUAAAAAAAAAUAUACAUCAUUGUUCUAAUUAUAAUUUUUAACAACAAUUGACAUGUUUAAAAAUUCAAGUGUUCGAUCAAUGUGUUGAUAACUAUUUUCAAUACAAGCUAACUGUCAUAAAAUCAAAUGAAUUUGUUAAAAAUGCACAACAAUUGACGCAAAAAGUGAAAUAUAAUUUAAUUCCACCCUUGUUAGAGCCGGUGAUACUGCAGUAUAUAAUAAUAAAUUAAUAAUAAUAACAUCAACAAUUAAAUAAUAAUAGUGUCUAUAAAAAAUAUAUAUUUUCAAUUUUUAAUAAUUCAUUUGAAAAAUGUUACUAAGUAGUAUAAAAACAAGUCAUAGUCAUAAACAUAGUGAAAAAGAUGAUAAUAUUAAAAAGAAACAAAUACAUUAUUUUGAUAAAUGGAAUGAUGAAGAUUGGAAUAUGCCAAUUGCAUUCAACAAGCAACGACAUAUUGCCAAUAUUGAGGGUAUUAAUUGUUUAACACAAUCAUGGAGAAUGAAAGAACGAAUGAAAACAGUUAGUGUUGCUCUUGUACUUUGUCUCAAUGUUGGUGUUGAUCCACCAGAUAUUGUCAAAACACAACCAUGUGCUCGUCUUGAAUCUUGGAUUGAUCCAUCAGCAGUUAGCCCAUCAAAAGCACUAGAAAUAAUUGGUGCAUCAUUACAAAAACAAUAUGAACGUUGGCAACCACGUGCACGUUAUAAACACAGUUUAGAUCCAACAGUUGAAGAAGUUAAAAAAUUAUGUACAUCAUUACGUAGAAAUGCUAAAGAAGAACGUGUUUUAUUUCAUUAUAAUGGUCAUGGUGUACCAAAACCAACGAGUAAUGGUGAAAUAUGGGUAUUUAAUAGAACAUAUACACAAUACAUUCCAUUAUCUGUGUAUGAUUUACAAACAUGGAUGGGUGCACCAAGUAUAUAUGUUUAUGAUUGUUCAAAUGCUGGUAGUAUUGUUGAUUCAUUUAAACAAUUUGCUGAACAACAUGAAAAAGAAUAUGAAAAUGAAAAACAAAAUCGUACUAGUAAUGCUAAUAGUACAAAUAAUGUUGGACAACAAAAUGUUGGUGGUGUUGGAGGUGGUGGAGGUGUUGGUGGUAAUUGUAAUAUAACAAUGCCAUCAUAUAAAAAUUGUAUACAGCUAGCAGCAUGUGCUGCAAAUCAAAUAUUACCAAUGAAUCCAGAUUUACCAGCUGAUAUAUUUACAUCAUGUUUAACAACACCAAUUAAAAUAGCAUUACAUUGGUUUGUCAUGCAAAAUACAUCAAAAUUAGUACCAAAAAUAUCACUUGACUUAAUUGAUAAAAUACCUGGACAAUUAUCAGAUAGACGUACAAUGUUAGGUGAAUUAAAUUGGAUAUUUACAGCAAUAACAGAUACAAUUGCAUGGAAUACAUUACCACGUGAUUUAUUUCAAAAAUUAUUUAGACAAGAUUUAUUAGUUGCAAGUUUAUUUAGAAAUUUUUUACUUGCUGAAAGAAUAUUACGUUCAUAUGAUUGUACACCAGUAUCAUGUCCACGUUUACCAUCAACAUAUCAACAUCCAAUGUGGCAAGCAUGGGAUUUAGCACUUGAUUUAUGUUUAUCACAAUUAACAUUUGUAUUAAAUAAUGAUCAUGAAUUUAUACAUUUACCAUUUUAUGAAGAACAUUUAACAGCAUUUGAAGUAUGGUUAACACUUGGAUCAAAAACACGUAAUCCACCAGAACAAUUACCAAUUGUAUUACAAGUAUUAUUAAGUCAAGUACAUCGUUUACGUGCACUUGAAUUACUUGGUAAAUUUUUAGAUCUUGGUCCAUGGGCUGUUAAUUUAGCUCUUAGUGUUGGUAUAUUUCCAUAUGUAUUAAAAUUAUUACAAUCAAGUGCACGUGAAUUACGUCCAUUACUUGUAUUUAUAUGGGCUAAAAUACUUGCUGUUGAUAAUACAUGUCAAACUGAUUUAGUACGUGAUAAUGGACAUAAAUAUUUUUUAUCUGUGCUACAAGAUACAACAAUGGCUAGUGAACAUAGAACACUAGCAACAUUUGUACUUGCUUGUAUUGUUAAUAAUUAUACACUUGGACAAGAAGCAGCAUUACAAGGUAGUCUUGUAUCAAUAUGUCUUGAACAAUUAAAUGACAGUGAGCCAAUGUUACGUAUGUGGUUAUGUUUAUGUCUUGGUAGAUUAUGGAAUAAUUAUGAUAAAGCAAGAUGGUGUGGUGUACGUGAUAUUGCACAUGAAAAAUUAUCACAACUAUUAAAUGAUCCAAUACCAGAAGUACGUACAGCAUGUGUAUUUGCACUUGGUACAUUUAUAAAUAGUGUACAAAAACGUAGUGAACAUGCUAAUAAUAUUGAUCAAAUUAUUGCAAUGACAUUAAUUAAUACUGUAACACAUGAUAUGUCAUAUCUAGUCAGAAAAGAACUUGUUGUUGCUCUACAAUGGAUGGUAUUACAUUUUGAAAAUUCAUUUGUAACACUUGCUAUUGCUGAAGAAAAUUCAAGAAAAGAUCUUAUUGUUGAAACAUUAUCACCAUUUAGUGGAAUGAGACGUAUUAGUUCAAGAGAUAGAUUAAAAAUUGGUAAUAAUUAUACUGGUGGUAGUGAUACAUCAAGUGAUGCUGGAUCAGAUAGACUUAAAAGAGUUUCAUCAUCAUCAUCAAUAAGUAGUCUUGGUAAUAAUUGGGAGUUCGUGAGGAAACCUUGCGAGUCGCUUGGUCAUUCAUCAUUGGGAAAUUUACCAAGUUUAUCAUAUGGCAGUGUUUAUAUGAAAUUAUGGCAUGGUUUAUGUGUACUUGAUAAUGAUCCACAUCCAGGUGUUGCAAAUAUGUCACAAAAAAUAACAACACAUAUACGUAAUCAAAUAAAAGAUUAUACAAUACAAAAAGAAGUAAAUGAUACAAAAAUAUUAUCAUCAUUAUCAUUACCACCAUCACCAUCAAAUCGUACAAAUUAUUUAAAUAAUAAAAAUGAUUCACCAUCACCACCACAACCACCACAAACAACAGCAUCAACAUUACAUUCAACAGCUGCUGAUAUAUUACGUACAACACGUAUGUUACCACAAAUAAAUCGUGGCAGAAAACCAAUACCAAAUACAAUAACUGAAGAAGCUGAUGAAGCAGCAUGUAAUAAAACACCAUUAACAACAUCACAAUUUGUUGAUUGGAGCUGUGCACAAUUUGCACAACCAGUUAGUUUUGAUAAUGAUAAUAAUAAACAAAUGGAUGUUGAAAGUAGAUCACAUAAUGAACGUGAAUGGCGUUAUUUAAGAAAUAAAACAUUACGUAUUGAUGCUGCUGAAGAACAACUACGUUGUACAAAUAGUAAAAUUGAUUGUCAAGUAUUUCAUACACGUUGUCCACAACAACCAGAAGUUAUUAAAUUUCAUCCAUUUGAUACACAUAUUGCUGUUGCUGUGAAAGAUUAUUUUGCUAUAUGGGAUUGGAAUAGUGGUAAUAAAUUAACGUAUUAUCCAAGUCGUGGUAAUAAAUUAAAUACUAAAAUAACAACAAUACAAUAUAUUAAUUCACAUGAUAUUUCAUUAUUAAUGACUGGUAGUGAUGAUGGUUCAAUAAGAGUAUGGAAAAAUUAUUAUAAUACAUUUGGUAGAGAACCAAUGUUAUUAACUGCUUGGCAAGGUUUAUCAGAUUUACAGCCUGUAUCAAAAGCAUCAAUUGCAUCAGCUGGUCUUGUAACAUCUUGGGAACAAAAAACUCUGACACUUGCUGUUACUGGUGAUGUUAGAAUUGUUAGACUUUGGGAUGCUGAAACUGAACUUAGAAAACAAGAUUUACCAACUGGCGCUGAUUGUUGUUCUACCUGCUUGGAUACUGAUGGGACAGGAUCUUUGAUGGUAGUUGGUUGUGGUGACGGUUCAGUACGAUUAUUUGAUCGUAGAUUAGCACAAAAUGAAUCAAGAAUAAUGACAUGGCAUGAACAUAAUACUUUAGUACUUGAUGUAAAUUUACAAAAAAAUAAUUCAACACGCUUGAUAACUGGUUCAUCAAGUGGUGAUGUUAGAAUAUUUGAUUUACGUAAAAAUUCAUCCCUAAAUGUUAUUCAUACAACACCAGGAUUAUCAGCAUUUUGUGUUCAUCCAACAACAAAUAUUUUUGCAUGUGGAUCUAUUAAUCAAAGUGUAAAUGUAUACAAUACAACAUCAGGUCAACACAUGAAUACAAUUAAAUAUCAUGAAGGUUUUAUGGGCUCAAGAGUAUUACCAGUUGGAUGUUUAAGUUUUCAUCCAUUACGUGUUAUUCUUGCUGCUGGAUGUACUGAUAGUACAAUAACAGCAUACUCAAAUGAACGAAAUUAAUGAAAUUAAUUUAUCAAAUUUACCCACGGUACGUAAAAAUAUUAUGUAAAUUAAUUGAAAAACAAAAAAAACAAAUCUAAUUAUUAAUUCUUAUUAUUUAUGUUUAUAUUUAAAAUGCAUUUGUGAUUGUUUUCUUUAUCUCUUUGUUAUUUUCGAAAUAUUAAAAAUUUUUUCGAUUUCUCUGGGCUAGGGAUUUAUAUUAAAAAAAAAGAAUUAUGUCUUAAUUUUUAUUGUUUAUUUGUCGGUGAUUAUAAUUGUAAAUAUUUAUAUGAAAUUAAUUGAUCAUUUAAAAAAUGAUUAUUAAUAUUUUCUAUUUACGUUUUCAACUGUACAUUGUUAAUUUAAAAAAGAACAAAAAUUAUUAUUUAAUAAUAACGUAUUAAAUAGCUUUUCUUUUUUUCUGUCUUAGUCCAGGUAAUAAAUUUAAAACACAUGGUUUUAUGAUAAACGAUGACAUAAAUAAUAUAUAUAUAUUUUUUUUUCUAUGCAAAAAAUUAUUAAUUCACUUUUGUAAAUUGUCUCUUCAAGUAGUUUAUUAUAUUUUUGAAAUAUAACAUGAUAAUUUGUGUCGUUAAACUACAUUAUAAACUAGCUUGCAAAUAAUAAUAAAAAAAAAUAGUAAUAAUCUUAAAUGUAGAAAUAAGUAAAAAAAAAUAUAAUAACGUAAAAAAACAAUAAAAUUUUCUUAGAGUAUAAGAUAUGACUUUGAAAUAAAAAAAAAUGAAAAAAAAAAAAAAAUACUUUGGAUGAUUCAUGAGUCUUAUGUAGCCUCAUAGUUGUCCAAUUAUAAUAAAUAAAAAUUAUUUAUCAAGUCGAAAUCUUGAUAGCUUGUAUUAAAAAACCCCUAUAAUAAUUUUAUAAUUUUUUUCUAUAUACAUCUUACUUGAGCGUUGAAAAUAAAAACAAAUAUAAAAUGUAAUUUUUUUAUUUUUUGAUUAAAGCGAAAAUGAAAAAUAUAUCCCUCUAAACAAACUUGCCCCUGGCAUCUUGGUAAAUAAUCGUUGGAUGAUGAUGAAUAAAAAACAAAAAAAAAAAAAAAUUAAAUUAAAUUGCUAA
Aphidius gifuensis is the source of this 5371-nucleotide messenger RNA. It is a transcript of the gene raptor, whose product is annotated as regulatory-associated protein of mTOR. Bases 329 to 4315 code for a protein of 1328 amino acids. The transcript is spliced from 7 exons. Gene Ontology annotation, cellular component: TORC1 complex; cytoplasm. Gene Ontology annotation, molecular function: protein binding; protein-macromolecule adaptor activity. Gene Ontology annotation, biological process: regulation of autophagy; cellular response to amino acid stimulus; positive regulation of cell growth. The record is from RefSeq and is a predicted model, not a curated record. Lineage: Eukaryota; Metazoa; Arthropoda; Insecta; Hymenoptera; Braconidae.